Vigna angularis (adzuki bean) is the source of this 1617-nucleotide messenger RNA. RefSeq lists its product as uncharacterized. Lineage: Eukaryota; Viridiplantae; Streptophyta; Magnoliopsida; Fabales; Fabaceae. The record is from RefSeq and is a predicted model, not a curated record. The transcript has 2 exons. The coding region runs from base 17 to 391 and encodes 124 amino acids.
AACUAAAAAGUAUUACAUGUCUGCCAAUGUCACUUUCUUUGAACAGACUCCUUACUUCUCUCCAUUUGUUCAGGAUGUUUCUAUCCUCCAACAGGUCCUUCCUAUUCGAAUGGCUGAGUCAAAUAGCUCCACUGUCUCUGUCAUUCUAAGUCUUGAUCACAAUCCUCCUGCACCCAUUUCUCCACAUACUGAGAUCAUCCCACACAGGGCCCCAAUGGAUACUCCACCUCCCCAAGGCAAUGGUGAAUCUCCUACUUCAGAUUCUUCUCCCUCGUCACCUCCUCUCACGCCUCCUGGUGAAAAUGAUUCAACAUGGCCUAUUGCCCUCAGAAAAGUGUCCUCUGUUUUUAUACUCAAGAAUGUGAAAGAAGCACUUGAUCAUCCUGGAUGACGUCAAGCUAUGAUUGCAAAAAUGCAGGCUCUUGACCAUAGUAAUACUUGGGAGUUGGUGCCCCUUCCCCUGGAAAAAAGUGGUUGGUUGCCGAUGGGUGUAUGCAGUUAAAGUCGGCUCUGAUGGUGAAAUUGAUCGGCUCAAAGCUCGACUUGUUGCAAAAGGUUACACUCAAGUUUAUGGUCUUGAUUAUUGUGACUCUUUCUCUCCUAGCCAAGAUGACUACUAUUCGCCUCUUUUUUGCCAUGGCAACCAUUCGUCACUAGCCACUUCAUCAAUUGGAUAUCAAGAAUGCCUUCCUACAUGGUGAUCUUAAGGAAGAAGUUUAUAUGGAGCAACCUCCUGGGUUUGUUGCUCAGGGAGAGUCUGGUAUGGUAUGCAAAUUGCAUCGAUCUCUAUAUGGCCUCAAGCAAUCCUCACGUGCUUGGUUUGGAAAGUUUAGCUCCAUUGUUCAAAAAGUUGGGCUAAAACGUUGUGAAGCAGACCAUUCAGUUUUUUACUGUCAUUCUUCUCUUUGGAAAUGUGUUUACUUAAUAGUAUAUGUUGAUGAUAUUGUCAUUACAAGAAAUGAUAUUGUUGGAAUAUCUCAACUGAAAGAGUACUGUGUGUAGACAUUUUCAAACCAAGGAUCUUGGAAGUCUCAAAUACUUCUUAGGCAUUGAAGUAGCGCAAUCAAAAGAUGGAGUUGUAAUCUUCCAAAGGAAGUAUGCUCUUGAUAUAUUACAAGAAACAUGCAUGAUUGAUUGCAGAUCGGUAGACAGUCCCAUAGACCCAAACCAAAAAUUAAGGACAGAAGAAGGUGAAUUAUUCUCCGAUCCAAAGAGGUAUAGGAGGCUGGUUGGAAAACUAAUUUAUCUCACUAUUACAAGGCCAGAUCUAUCCUUUGCAGUUGGAGUGAUUAGUCAGUUCAUGUAGGCUGGUUGGAAAACUAAUUUAUCUCCCGGGCAAGGAUUGUUAUAUGAAGAUAAAGGACGCAUUUAAGUCGCUGGGUAUUGUGAUGCAGAUUGGGCAGGUUCGCCUAUUGAUAGACGGUUUACUACAAUGUGUUUUUUAGGAGGAAACAUUAUUUCAUGGAAAAGUAAGAAACAAAAUGUAGUAGCUCAAUCAACAGCUGAAACCGAGUAUAGGGCAAUGGCGUCACUAACAUGUGAACUUAUAUGGGUAAAACAAUUCCUUCAAGAGCUUAAAUUCUGUGACAUCCAUACUAUGAAAAUGUAUUGCGACAA